Nematolebias whitei (Rio pearlfish) is the source of this 938-nucleotide messenger RNA. It is a transcript of the gene ubtd1b, whose product is annotated as ubiquitin domain containing 1b. Lineage: Eukaryota; Metazoa; Chordata; Actinopteri; Cyprinodontiformes; Rivulidae. Gene Ontology annotation, molecular function: protein binding. The transcript is spliced from 4 exons. The record is from RefSeq and is a predicted model, not a curated record. Bases 67 to 795 code for a protein of 242 amino acids.
AGUCGCAGUUUAAUCCACGAUGGGCACCCUGCGCAGCCAGUAGGACCUGUGGAGACUGGCACCAUCAUGGGAGGAUGUGUGGGGAGAUACUUGGACGGCUGGGGAGACUCACGCAGCCGAGGCAAUGGUGGAAGAGGAGGACGUAACGAGCCACUGAAAAAAGAUCGACCCAAGUGGAAAAGUGAGUACCCGAUGACGGAGGGCCAAUUACGCAGCAAACGAGAUGAGUUCUGGGACACAGUGCCAGCUUUCGAGGGCCGUAAAGAGAUCUGGGAUGCCUUGAAAGCUGCUGCCAUAGCCCUGGAGUGCAAUGACCAUGAGCUGGCCCAGGCUAUUGUCAGCGGAGCCAAUAUCACACUGCCACAUGGUACUCUAACAGAAAGUUAUGAUGAACUCGGGAACCGCUAUCAGCUGCCCGUCUACUGUCUGGCACCCCCCGUCAACCUCAUCUCAGAAUGUUGCGAUGAAGACACCAACGACAACCCUGAACCCUCUGCAACGUUAAAAAAAGAAUUCCAGCUCAAGGUCCGGCUGUCCACAGGAAAGGACAUGCGUCUCAGCGCCAGCAUGGCUGACACUAUUGGUCAGCUGAAGAAGCAGCUGCAGGCCCAGGAGGAUAUUAAUGUGGUCCACCAGCGCUGGUUCUUUUCUGGUAAGCUGCUAACAGACAAAACACGGCUGCAGGACACAAAGAUCCAGAAGGACUUUGUGAUUCAGGUCAUCGUCAAUACACAGGCCUUUGAGGACUCCAAACUCUCACCUCCUUGCACUGCCUCCUCACCCACAUGUGAAUAAGUCCAGACUCGGAGGAGCAUCAGAGGCAGCCACUGGACGCUCCCCACACCCAAAUGCUGGAUAAUCCUGUUAUUUUUGACAACAUCUGCGUUUACUGGAAGACAAAGGUUGUUUGGAGGUACAGACUCAGCAAAAAAUACUUA